Carcharodon carcharias (great white shark) is the source of this 1029-nucleotide messenger RNA. It is a transcript of the gene fkbp7, whose product is annotated as FKBP prolyl isomerase 7. The transcript is spliced from 4 exons. NCBI's taxonomy places the organism in Eukaryota, Metazoa, Chordata, Chondrichthyes, Lamniformes, Lamnidae. The record is from RefSeq and is a predicted model, not a curated record. Gene Ontology annotation, molecular function: peptidyl-prolyl cis-trans isomerase activity; calcium ion binding. The coding region runs from base 62 to 757 and encodes 231 amino acids.
GGGUUACGUGGAUCAUUGAUACGUGGCAGCAGAGCUUGAGUUUGGGGAAGUGCGGUAGCUGAUGGUUGUAGGCCAGGUUAUUUGCUGCUCGUCAACCACCCUUAUGUCCAAUAUGUACCGACAUAGCCCUUUGCUCUUCUACUCGCUGGUUUGUACUGUAAUCUUUAAUUACAUUUGCGCGAAAGUAGAAGAAGAAGUAAAGAUUGAAGUUGUAUACAAGCCAGAACACUGUGAUGUGAAGAGCAAACGCGGAGAUGCGCUUAAUGCACAUUAUGAUGGUUACCUAGCAAAAGACGGGUCCCAGAUUUACUGCAGUCGUACAGACAAUGAAGGCCAUCCUAAGUGGUUUAUUCUUGGUGUCGGGCAAGUGAUAAAAGGAUUAGACAUUGGUAUGACAGGCAUGUGUGAAGGAGAAAAAAGAAAGUUAAUUAUACCACCUUCCCUGGGAUUUGGUGAAAUUGGCAGAGAUAAGAUACCACCCAAUUCAACCCUGCUUUUCGAAAUUGAACUCUAUGCAGUGAGACAAGGGCCACGGAGCGUGGAAUCUUUUAAGCUCAUUGACUUGGAUGGUGAUAAAAAGCUUUCCCGUGAUGAGCUGAAGAUAUAUUUGCAAGAGGAGUUUAAGAGAGAUAAUAGGAAUCAAGAUCCUAGCUACAAAGAUCGUGUACUCACAGAUAUACUCAUAAGGAAUGAUCAUAAUGGAGAUGGCUACAUUUCUGUCAGAGAGUACAAUGUUUUUCAGCAUGAUGAGCUGUAGCAUUUGUGCUCGUAAGAUAAUUUAGUAUCUACCUAACUGAAAUGGUGUUUUUUUAAAUACCACUGAGUAUUUUAAAAAUACUUUCCUUGUUACUUCACAACACAAAAUAUUUUUGCCAAAAUGUUGACCUUUUGAUACUUUGAAGUUAUUUUAAACCUAAUAUCAUGGUUAAUAUUCAUAAAAUACUGUGGAACUGGGAUCACUCCAGUGUUUGUAUUUAAAAGAAAUAUUGAAUUGUACAAUGACCAUUUAAAUAAAUGUUUUGAAAUGAA